AUGGCAUGUCCUUUCAUAGAAGAGGUGGUGGAUGAGGGAGCUAUAGUCUUGCGGAGGGCAUUUCAAAGAGAGAGAACUUUCAGAGACAGACUACUCAAUGUGUUCAUCACAUUCCCUGGCCACAAAGCUAUUCGUACCAUUAAACAUGCCUUUUAUGGAAUAGCUGGUUUCCCAAAUGUUAUCGGUGCAUUGGACUGCACCCAUGUGCGUAUUAAGUGUCCGUCUGGUCCACAUGAAGCGGACUUUGUGAAUAGGAAAUCAGUACACAGCAUCAAUGUACAGAUGAUUAGUGAUGCAGAUUGCAUCAUCACAAAUGUAGAGGCCAAAUGGCCAGGCUCUGUGCAUGACUCCAGAAUCUUUAGAGCCUCAUCUCUCUACCAGCAACUAGCAAGAGGAGAAUUCUCAGGAGUUUUGCUGGGAGACAAGGGAUACCCAUGCCUGCCUUACCUCUUGACUCCCUAUCAGGAGCCCCAGACAGAGGCACAGCACCGCUACAACAUUGCCCAUGCACGCACAAGAGGUCGUAUAGAGAUGGCAUUUGGGCUGAUAAAGUCAAGGUUUCAGUGCCUGAAGCACCUCAGAGUGACUCCACCUAGGGCAUGUGACAUUGUAGUUGCUUGUGUAGUGCUCCAUGACAUUGCUUGUCUGAGGAGAGAGAGGCAACCAAGGAUUGCUGAAGAGGAAGACUGGGGCAAUGAGGCAGUAUUGGAAGAAAAUGAAACCGGCAGACUUAUACGAGACACAUAUGCAAAUAAUUAUUUUGCUUAA
Molecule: messenger RNA, 768 nt
Organism: Carassius gibelio (silver crucian carp)
Lineage: Eukaryota; Metazoa; Chordata; Actinopteri; Cypriniformes; Cyprinidae
Product: putative nuclease HARBI1
Exons: 5
Coding region: 1-768 (255 amino acids)
Source: RefSeq, a predicted model, not a curated record